CACUUCAAAACAUUUUUUUUAACUUUUCAUGUCAAACACCAUCAAAACAAAAACACGACCGUCAGUAAAAGAUAAAUUCAAUUUUUUUUUUUAAUCUCAAGACAAAAAUAAUCGAUCAAAGGUAGUAGUUUAUCAUCGAUACGCUUAAGUGACCGACAUAAUUUAUAAAUUGUUAUUUUCAUCAAAUAUAUCAAAGAAAUGUACCAAUAUCACUGAGAACAAAGGUGUUUCUUGAAGAAUUUUGUGUGUAAAUGCGUUGGUGUUGACUUAUUGUUGAAAUACAUUUCAUUUACAAAACGACGAACUAACUUCCGUUAGGAACUAAUGAUUAUCAAUCGAAGAUGAGGGCAAUCGAAGGAAAGAUCGUAGUACUGGGUGCUCAAGGUGUUGGCAAGACAAGUCUGAUCGAACGAUACAUAUCAAAACUAUCCUCAAAAGACGUUGCACCGACGAUUGGGGCAUCAUUUCACAUUGUGAAACUAGUGAUAGACGAAAUAAAAGUAAAAUUGCAAGUGUGGGACACGGCUGGCCAGGAACGUUUCAGAGCAAUGGCACCAAUGUAUUAUCGGAAUGCAAAUGCAGCACUGCUUAUAUUUGACAUAGCAAACUACAACACAUUCGUUGACGUUAAGAUGUGGGUGAUGGAGCUCCAAAAAAACGUUCAAGAACCAAUGGUACUGACCCUAAUCGGCAACAAAACCGAUUUGAGCGAUGAACGUACUGUAUCACGGGAUGAAGCAUACUUAUUCGCAGUGUCUAUCAACGGCAAUUACUUAGAGACUUCAACAGUAACCGAACAAGGCAUUGAACAAGUGUUUAUGACUACGGCUUUGGGUCUGUUAAGACUGGCAGAAAAUAGAACAUACGGCACAUCGAUAAAGCGGUACGAGUCUGUGGAGUCCGUUUCAACAUAUUGUAGCUCGUUAGAUUUCUUGGAGAGUCCACACAAUAAUUCCAAUGCUGUUCACCUGGGAAUAGCUGUCGAUGCUAGCGUCGAAGCAACUGGCGGUAUCGGCCGAUUGGAAACACCAUCCUGGAGCAUCGAUCACAUAGCGCAUGGCUAUGAACACAAGUCUGGUUGGUGUUGUUAUUAAACCAUUGAUCUCAAUUAAUGCACACUAUGCGAACGCCUAAUUCGACUCGUCUGCAAGUUGCGUGUUGUGUUCAAAUUAAUUUAUUGCUAGCUCUCGUAUUUUUUGUAUAGUUUUUGCGAUUUUUAUGUUUUAAGAGAAACAGAGACCAAAUGAUGAUGGUGGUGAUGUAACGAAUAUUAUGUCAAUUAACUGUAACGCGGAGUGGUGCUUAUCGAAAGCAUGUCAUUGAUAUUAAAGUUUAAGACGAUGUUGUAACUGUUUAAAAAUUACAUUUUAAUGUGCUUUGAAUAGCGCUGAUUAAAGAACAAAAUUUAUUAUUCUAAAGCUGAAGCUGAAAA
This is a messenger RNA of Bradysia coprophila, 1432 nucleotides long. RefSeq names its product RAS oncogene family member RabX1 (gene RabX1). The record is from RefSeq and is a predicted model, not a curated record. Gene Ontology annotation, molecular function: GTPase activity; GTP binding. NCBI's taxonomy places the organism in Eukaryota, Metazoa, Arthropoda, Insecta, Diptera, Sciaridae.